This is a messenger RNA of Frankliniella occidentalis (western flower thrips), 1749 nucleotides long. RefSeq lists its product as uncharacterized. The record is from RefSeq and is a predicted model, not a curated record. NCBI's taxonomy places the organism in Eukaryota, Metazoa, Arthropoda, Insecta, Thysanoptera, Thripidae.
CAGUGUCGGGCCGACAGAGUUCGCAGGUGGGGUUGAAACGAAACGACAGGCAACAGGCACGGACACGCCGAAGCGCUCGAUGGACUCUUCUUUUCACUACAUGGAGUACAUGUAGAUGUGCUUGUUGUUGUAAACAUUACAUGGUUGUUCUUAUAAAUUUUCAUUAGAAAAUUUACAAGAACGAAUAUUAUUGCGGAUACUGACUUUCACAACUUUCGAAGUACUCUGUUUUCCACAUCUUUAAGUAAAUUGUGGGAAAGGACAAUAUGAGUGACGGGGAGAAGGAACUCGGGUCUCGAAUGACCCGAGUUUCUUCUGCGGAGAAUCUGCGAGGUACUGUCCCAACAGAAGAGACCUUGUCCUCGCCUGUUGCUCCGACGAAGGGAGAAUGUGUCGGUCUUUACAGUGAUGUGCCAUUACCGCAUUCGCCGACGCGCGCUCCUUCUGGUUGGAGUCUGUCGCUGUCGCUCAGCAGGGCCAAGCGAGCCCUAGUUGACGAGGAACGGGAAGAAAGCAAGAAAAAGCCUCGGACGGAGCCUGAACAACAGGUGAAACCCAAACCUGCAAGGCGGGUGACGCUGGUAGAUUUGCAGCAGCUUCCCAGCACCAAGAAGGUGCCACAGCAUGUGAAGCCAGCGCGCACACGCCCGUCUUCAACAACAUCCACACAUUCAUCAUUGAAUUCAUCUGGCUCUGACUUGGAGGAGGGUGAAGUUCCUCCUAGUCCACCUAGAGGGUCUUUGCCUUCUAAAGUAGCUCUUUCAUUUAUCAAUGAUGAUGAGGUUGAAGAGCUGAAACUUAAGAAUGAGGCUCUGGAGCAACAAGUGGCUUUCCUCAGGAAAGCUAAUCAAUCAUUGGCGGCGCAUGUAUCGGAUUCCAAAGAUGUUUUGUACAAAGAAGAGGUAAAAAAACUUAACAAAAAGGUGACCAACUCUAAAAAACGCAUUACGGCUUCUGAAAACGAGUGUGCUGAGCUGAAAGCAGCUCUUAAGUCUGAGAAAAAGAAAGCAGCUGACUUGGAACAUAAUGUUAAAAGUUUAGAAACCAAGCUAGAGAGGGCAAAUGGAAAGAUAUCUGACCUGGAAAGUCAGAGAAAAACAUUACGUGAUGAAAUUGCUGCCUUUAAAGUAAAGAUUGCCAAUCAGAGAGCAAAUUUAACAGGCUUGGAAAAUCAACUCAUUAAAUUUAAAAGCAACGAGAGUAAGGUACCAUCCUUUUUUAAGGUGCCUACUAAACCGGAAAAUAUUAAUCCCAACAAAUGCCAUUGUGUGAAUCAUUGUCGAUGUCGUGAUCUGAUGUUAGGGCUGGAGUGUGAAGUGUCAAAUUUGAGGACUCGGAUUAAAAAUCAGACUUUUCAUCUUGCUAAUCUCACUGCUGCGUUUGACAAGACCAAGCUGGAAGCUUCUCGGGUUAAGACUUUGGAGUUGGAGUUAAAGAGGACUUUAGCUAGAGGGGAUUCUGUAGAACAGAAGACCUCUAGCAAGUCUAUUUCAUGUCAUGGUCUGAAGACAGAGGUCUCUGAUAAUCAAAGGGAAAUCAAGAAUGAGAUUUGGAAACCACCUGUUAUUGUCUUACAAUCACCUGAAAGUAGCUCUGAAAAUGACAGCUUGGGUACCCUCCUCUUUGAAAAGAAGGUGUUUAAAGUUAUUUCGGAUAAUUUUAUCAUGGCCAAGAGUAUAAUGCAGAAUUUUGACGAGACUGCAUACACCCUGCCUGUACUUCGACCAGCCUAUCGCGCCACCAUUGCAG